AUGGCUGGUGAUGGUGGCACGUUGGACGUGGCCCAGCUGAUACAAGCAGCUACAGACGCUGCUCGUGCUGCUGCUGAUGCGGCUGCAGCUUUGAGAGAUGUUCAGGCUAGUCGUGGAACUGGUUUGAGUGGAAAGGGGUUUAGUGAAGCCUCAAAAGUCAUUAGACGACCUGACCCGUUUGGUUCUGAAAACCACGAAGAAGAUCUUAGCAAGUGGCAAGACUUCACAGUGAACUUCAAAGCUUGGUUGUUCUAUGGUGAUAGUGGUUUUGAAAGUGACCUUCAUAGAGUCGAGACCAACUAUGCCUCAACUUCAAUAGAGUUUCCUAGAUCCGAGCCCAAUGACGUUCAAGAAAGAUGCAAACAGCUUUUCAACAUCCUUACGGGGAUCCUUUGUGGCAAGCUGUUGCGGCUACCGCACCAGACUUCUGAGAGAAAUGGUUUCGAGGUUUGGAGGAAAUUGGUGCAACUCUUUUCACCAAAGACCAAAAGCAGGUCGAUUUCCUUGCUUGCUGCGUUGAUGAAUAUUCCAGCCUUCAGCCUGAAGGACAAAACCCUGAUGGACCAGAUUUUAGGCCUUGAACGUUUGAGAACUGAGUAUAUGAGAUCUUCUGGAACUGAUGUGGCUGAUGACCUGAUGUUGAGCAUCCUGGUCAAGUCGUUGCCAAAGGCAUUGCAGACCCACAUUCAGCUGCAGAUGACAGAGCACUCAACGUAUGCCCAGGUCAGGGAACUUGUCCUCAGCUAUGAGUCGGUGACAACCACUUGGAGCGCUGGUCGAAUUCCUAGUGAACUUGGCAUUUUGCCAUCCAGCUCUGAGAAAGGCAAGAAGGGCAAAGGCAAAGGAAAGCACAAAAGUAAAGACUCUUCAUUUUCCAAAGGAAAGACUAAGGGUAAGUUUGACAAAGGUAAGGGAAAGAGCAAACAAGAUGUUUCAAAGCCACGUGCGGCUACCAUGAGUGAUCAGUGUUUACAUUGUGGUAAAUAUGGGCAUUUCAAAAGAGACUGUUGGAAGUUGCAUGGGAAGCCCACCAAUACAAAGAAUGUGAAUCAAGUUGAAGAGAUGCAAAACGCUGGAAGCUCUAGCAGUGGUGCUUCUUCAAGCGCUGCCUCAACAACCAUGACCUCAGCUACUGGCUCUGUGCGUUUGCUUUCUUCAUAUGUUGGCCCCAUCGUUGAAGAACUUCCCAGCAGUGAUGAGCUUGCCUUCACGGUUCACCGUGGGGACUGUUUGAAGUCGCUUGGCCCUCUGGGGGGCUUGGGUGGGGAUCUCGCCCCUCGGCAAAGGCUGAAGGAAAUCUUUGGUGAUCUGAAAUACCUGUGGUAUUCGUUUGAUGAUGCGGCUGGUGCCCAAGACCUUUUGCAAGGUAUUUUGACAGAGACGGAGUGGGCUGACUUUGGACAGUUGGGUGUUGAGGGACUGGUUGCAUGGCAUACCAAGUAUGGACCACAGGUCAAGAGGCAGCGUAUCCUUGACCGAGAACUGAGUUUCGAGUUUUGUGCACAUCCCAAACGGGACACAGUAGGCACCAUACAAGAAACUUUUGAGCAAAUCAUGAAGGAGGAUCCCCGUUUUAUGUUGGACACUGUGAAGCGUUCCCAGCGUAGGUCUUCAACUGGGGAAGGACCGGAGACGAGAGCGGCCAAAGAACAACAAGAGAGAGACAGAUAUGCAUUAGAGCUUGCAGGCAUUUUACAGGAGGCCGUUCUGCCGGUGAGUCUCCAGAUAGAGGCAUUGCAGGAUCCGAACAAGGCUUGGCUACGACUGUUUGGUGCAAGGCGGUCAAAGACCUUGAGGAUGGCCAGGACGAAGACCACUGGAGGCCAUAGCCCACGUCAUUUCCUGACACAGGCGGCAGCAUCGUUAGGAGUGGACAAGACUAAGCGGGACUUCCUUGGGAGAUGGUCGAUAGGACGAACAGGAAGCAAUGCAUACUUGCAUACAUCACGUCAAGUGGUGGAAGAGGUUCAGCAUUUGGUCAGGGACUCAAUUGUGUUGGGAGCCCGAGCGUUGGAUGAGUCAGAAUUGUUGGAAGAUAUCAUGCAUUUUGCAGACAAGCAUGAGCUGGUAGGGCAGAGAGUCAGGAGACGCCACACGCAUGACUACAAGAGAGCCAAUGCUGGUGAGGUUUACGACACGUUUGAUUCGGAUGUUGAACAGGUAGACGUUCAGGAGAAACAACAGGUCAUGGAGGCCGUGCAACGAGAGGCAGGUGAGAACCCAAUUCAUUUGGGUUAUUUUAUCACGACGUCGAGGAGGACAGGGUUUAGACGAUUACACAUGCAUGGCAAGUGUCCGGUGCGCUCAGACAGAUGCAUCGACAGCACUGAUGUUGACAAUGUUCAGGAUGCAGCAUAUGAUGCUAUUUGCAAGAUUUGUCAACGUAAGAUUUCAGAAGAGUUGGGUCGCAUGACAACUGACCAUGAUGCAUCGAGCGAUUCAGGCGAUUCAUCCUCUACGGAUACAUCCGGAGACGAGGCAGAGGCUGAAGAGGCCGAGGCUGGAGAGGCAUCAGAAUGGGAAUACUUGCGAAGCAACGUCACUUCUGAUCUGCAGUAUGUUUGGGAUGAUGCCGAAAUCCCGUUAGCGCUUCAGUAUGAGAUGGCCCAGCACUACAAGUCGCUGAGGGUCUUUACAGCCAUAGGAGAAAGUUCCGCAGAUGUGCGGACUGCGGUCCAAGCCGACUUCAACUUGGACCCAGCAAGAGACCCAGCGCUGCGGGCACAAGUAGCGCAGGUGGUGGCAGCUUGGAAUGCAGGAAAAGAGCUAUACACCAAAGAGAAAGAGAUCCAAGCCGAAAGCAAGGUUCUUGGGGUCCCCCGUCACCUUCAGCACAGUGAGAGAUUGGCAAUGCUUAAGGCAGUCGAGAAGGCCCUAGGCCACCUCUCCGACCACGAGACACCCAGUGCGGAAUACCUUGCUUUGAAGGUUGAAGAAUGCGAGAAUGGAGAAUGUACAGCAGCAAGCCUGGAUGAAGUGUCUUCCAAAGCUGACCGCAACACAUCAGCUCUGCAAACAUCACUGGACAGCACGGGCCAUGUGAGGAUCACCAAAACAAAAUCCAAAGGCCGGCUUCCAGAAAGCACAGAAGAAUACCGGAGGUUGAUGAAAUUGGAGGCCACAACAUGGCUGUGUAUGUCCUCAAAAUUCAAGUCAAAGCACUUCUUGGCAGGUUUGAAGAUGGAGGACUUCAAUCGCUUUGUGGAGUUCGUGCUUGGAGAAAAGGUACAUGGUAUCAAAGUGCCUAUUGAUGGACAGCAGCAGCCACUGCGUCCACCCUUUGCCCUGGUGCUGCAAUUUGAGCACCGUUUGCGGCGAGAAGCCUUCAAACUGGUCAACAAAGGGGAGAAGACAUUGGCAGAGGCCUUGGAGGCCGUUACAAAGGAUGCUGAGCUCAAGGAGUCAUAUUUUACCACCCCUUUGGCUCUGACCAACCAUGACCCAAAUCGACAUGGCGGUCAGCGCUCCUUCAACAACACCUACGACAGCAAGAAGGGCAAGUCGAAGGGGUUUGGCAAAGCAGACGUCAAGCACUACCUCCAGGAGUUUGGCUUGGAGCACGAAUUUUCUUUGCAUGUUACGGAGGUCGAUGUGGAACGUUCAAAUUUACAGCUGGCACAAGAUCACAACUAUUUGGUGGACCAGACCAUCGCCACUGCACACAAAUGCUUUCAAUGCAAUGCAGAUUUUCUGAUCGAACAUCCCGAAGAUUUAGGGGCAUGCCAUGGUGAAUGGCCCGCUAGUAUUUGGCAGUGGGAAACAAUGCAACAGCUACAACAAGCCACAAAAGCCACGACUUGGGCAAUUUUCCAGUGUCAUUUUGACGCGCCAUCGCCCAAGCCAACCAGGUUUCUUUCUACCCUCAAGCCUUGCCAAGACCUACCACAUGCCACGUGGCCAGUUUUCGACAAAGAACGACAGUACCUGGGCCCCUUGCCUACAUUUUGUGGACACUCCACGCAUGCCAAGCGCCUUUUGGGCCAACUACCCAGCGGAAAGUGGGCCACCGAGGGUUCUGCUGCCUACCCUCCGGCGCUUUGCAAAUACCUGGCCGAGCUCAUCGCCAGCCGGGUGGGGCGCGCAAGGACCUCUUCACUCGGCCUACAUGCUGGGCCCAUUACAGAGGCUGAGCCGACAACUACAACCACUACAGUUGCAGCUGGAUCAGCAUCUACAGUCACCACGGAUAGUUUGGACCAACCGGACGACUCAGACACCAACACCCAGAGACCGGAAGCUGGGGAAGACGCGUAUCCAGCUCGAGAAGGGCCAGAAGAGGCUCGCAAUAGAGGAAAGCCUUUGGUAGUGGAAUGGGGCGGACGAUCCAAACCGUUCGUUGAUGGGUUUGGUCUUUGCUCUGCAAACCGUUGGCGCCCAGAGGAUAGAGGGGCAUACCUUAGCAUGGAGGCACAACAGAUGGGACGAAAGUUGAAAGAGCUCCUGCAGGAGUUUGUGGUGUCGCAGAUCGGCGACCUAAGGAAGGAAGCUUUUCACUUGGCUUUGGGGAGGCUGCAGGGUUCGCCGUUUUCAGAAAGUGCGCUGCAGAAACUUAGGGAGAGAUGGGCCCAGCUUUUGCCAUCCCCCUCUAGCGCCAUGGAGCUCACGGAGGGCCAACCUUUCUUCCUUCACCUUUUGGCGCAAACGCUAGAAGUUAUGGAGGACCCUGACUACCAGGUGCUGGUACAAGACAGAGAGUCGUUUGCAACGGGCGUGCCAGUUGGACUAGAUGAACCGCUGCCGAGGGUUCCUGCUGUGUUUCCACCAAAGGAGAAACACCGCAAGCUGGACGAUUCGGACUAUAUCCCCUUUUCAGAAAACUAUAAGUCGGCGGAGCUGGUAGCAGAGGAGUUGGAGAACAAAUUUAGAGAAGAAGAAAGGCUGGGGAGGAUGUAUCCGACCACGCUUGCGGCCUUGAAAGCAAAACACCCUGACCGGGAAGUGCUGGUGGCUUCCAUGGGGGCCAUAGAGAAACCCAACGGUGACAUCCGUCCCAUACACGAUGCCACCCACCAUGUUCAGCUCAACAACAGGAUAGUUUUCAGAGACCAAUUACAAUACCCUGGGCCGGAAGACGCGGCUGGUGUCAUACGGGAGGUGACCGAGACCAGGGAGGCCAGGUUUUCCAUUUCAGCUGAUAUCAAGUCGGCGCAUAGGCUGGUGAAAUUGCGGAGCAGGGAUCACCCUCUCAUUUGCUGCAAAGCUUCUUCGGCCUCCGACACCAUCUGGGUCAACAAGGUGGGAACCUUCGGCGUUUCAAGCGCCUCCUAUUGGUGGACGCGGCUCAUGGGAACAGUUGGAAGGCUGGUGGGCAAUGCUAUGGGGACGGAAUGCAACUACCAGCUCAUCUGCGUAGAUGAUUUGCAUGUUGUGGUUUUCGGGGAACGCAAGUUCCUGACCUUGUGGAUGAUGCUGGCAGCCUAUCUGGACUAUGGACGAUGCAAGAUGGGAGUGACAGCCAAACGUGGCCUUUGGUUGCUGAAUUUCAUAAAGGAGAUGGAAGAAGCACGCUACACAGUGCACAUGCGUCGCUUCGGGGAGUUCCUUGGGAGACUCGCUUUCCUUGCCCGAGUCCUGGUCUGGCUGAAGGCGCACCUGGCACCCUUGUAUAGCUGGGCAGCCGCUCUGGCAAAAGGAACGGUCGCCACGGCACCGCGCAUGGUGGUCCUGGUUCUCAAAUUCAUUUCCAGGCAACUUGCAGAUUGCAGUUUUAUGUAUUCAUGCCAUAGGCCCAUCCGUUUGCUGGAAGAACAGUUUAGGACAGAUGCGACGUGCGCUCAAGGGGUUGUCGUUUUGGGUGGGCACCAUCUGGCUACGGGCCGCUGGUUUUCACUUCGUUUGGAGCCCGAACAGGCGCCCUACCUGUUCAAGCCUGAUGGAGAGAGCAGCUGGGCUUCAGCGCCAGCGGAGUUGCUGGCCACCACCGUGGCACUUGUUUUGUUCAACUAUGGAGAAGGGAGAGAAAGAAUGACCGUUCCAGUUUACUUGGCAGCAGGCACAGACAACCAGUCGAAUGAGGCCCUUCUCCAGAAGGGAAGUUCUACUAAGUUUCCACUGGCCUUGAUCAACAUGCAGUUGACGCACAUGCUCAUGCGUUGGGGGAUGCGGUUGGAGCUGCGAUGGCGUCCCCGGGCCGAAAACGAUCUAGCUGACAAGCUUACCAAUGAGGACUUCAGCCAGGUGGAAAUGAAACUGCGUUUGGAGUGCAAGUGGGAAGACUUCGAUUUUAGCCUGCUGCGCGAGCUUUGGGAAGCGAGACAUGAGUUCAUGGACAAGGCCUUCACGGUUCACCGUGGGGACUGUUUGAAGUCGCUUGGCCCUCUGGGGGGCUUGGGUGGGGAUCUCGCCCCUCGGUGCUUUAUAUGCUCUCUACGAGUCCACGGGGCUUCAUUGUUUAUUCUGACCUUUGCCGACGACAACAACAUCGUCUUUCAGUAUUUCAUAUUCUUACUGCUUCUGCCCUCUCUUUCAUUGCGGGCAGUGCGAGUUGUUUCUGGUGCCUCCUUUCAUUUGACAAUGACACCGGUAUUUCAGAUGCUCCACCUUUAUGCCACCCUGAUCCUUUUACAUCAGAAGGCUUGGAAACUUCGACAUUCCCUGGAUGAACGAGAAGACUAUUUUGAAGAGACAGGGUCUUUCUAUCACCCUGCUAUUGUGGCCCUGGCACGGACACACUUGGACUCACUGAUCUCGUGGUGCCACCGCUCUCUGGUUUUCAUUCAUCGAGCCCUUAUUUCCUCCUCUAGAGAUUUGACUUGA
This is a messenger RNA of Cladocopium goreaui, 6756 nucleotides long. The record is from the annotation of a GenBank genome assembly. Lineage: Eukaryota; Dinophyceae; Suessiales; Symbiodiniaceae.